Messenger RNA from Aquila chrysaetos chrysaetos, 921 nucleotides. Its product is annotated as interferon lambda-3-like. NCBI's taxonomy places the organism in Eukaryota, Metazoa, Chordata, Aves, Accipitriformes, Accipitridae. The coding region runs from base 2 to 562 and encodes 186 amino acids. The record is from RefSeq and is a predicted model, not a curated record. The transcript is spliced from 5 exons. Gene Ontology annotation, biological process: cell surface receptor signaling pathway via JAK-STAT; defense response to virus; innate immune response. Gene Ontology annotation, molecular function: cytokine activity.
AAUGCUGCACCUCGACCUCACCCUGCUGCUUGCACUGGUGCUGGGCGCUGGCCUCGGGGCCGCCUUUCCCCAGGACGCCCUAAAGAAGAGCUGCAGCCUGUCCAAGUACCAGUUCCUCGUGCCCCACGAGCUGAAGGCUGUGCAGAAGAUGAAGGAGCAGUUUGAGGACAUCAUGCUGCUGACGGACCGCAAAUGCUACACCAGGCUCUUCUAUCGGAAAUGGAGGAUAGCGGAGCUGUCGGUGCCUGACCGAAUGGUGCUGGUGGAAGCCGAGCUGGCCCUCGCCACCGCCAUGCUGGGGCUCCCCGCCGCCCCCAGGUUCGCCGAGACGCGCCAGCGGCCCUUGGCCUUCCUCACCCAAGCCCGGGAGGACCUGCGAGGCUGCAUGGCCACGGAGGCUCCUUUGCAUCAGCCCUCCGGGAAACUGAGGCACUGGCUGCAGAAGCUGCAGACGGCCAAGAAAACGGAGACCCCCGGCUGCCUGGAGGCCUCCGCCAUCCUCCACCUCUUCCAAGUGCUGAACGACCUGCGGUGCACGGCCCUCCGGGAGCAAUGCACUUAGCCCCUGCUGGCAGCGUGGCCGGCACGGCAUGGCACUCGCCGGCCGCAAAGGGUGACCCAAGGACUGGGAAAAAUGAUGUUUAUUGCAUCACUGGACUGUAUUUCCUAUUUAAGCAUUUUUCUUAUUUAUGUGAACUCAGGGAGCAAUUUGGGUUUUUUACAGUCUUUUAAAUUAUUGGGGUUUAUUGUGUAUUUAUAAAUGGCUCGGGAGGAGGUAAAGAAAUGCCAUUCCUGACCGAUGCUGUUCAAUGGGGAGGAGUGUAUUUAUUGGGUAUCUUUGUUUUGCUGGUUUUCAAAACACUGACUGUUUUUAAGGAAAUCUAUUUUUGUACCUAUUUAUUACAGGCUAUAUUAUGUGUA